Molecule: messenger RNA, 456 nt
Organism: Trichomonas vaginalis G3
Lineage: Eukaryota; Parabasalia; Trichomonadida; Trichomonadidae
Exons: 1
Coding region: 1-456 (151 amino acids)
Source: RefSeq, a predicted model, not a curated record
AUGUUAGAUGAACUAUAUAAAGCAGAACGUGGAGAGAUGGAAAAGAAACUUCAAGCAAAAGAUGAAGUCAUUGAAUCCAAAGACAAAAGCAUACAGAAAAGAAUACCGCGUUCAGUACCAAAAGGAAAGGAAAAGAGUUAUAAGUAUAUGAUAUAUACUGAAGAGUUGGAGAAAGAAGAAGAUAAAGAUAUGGUUAUGUUGCAUUUAGUCAGAAGAAACAACAAGAGCUUUUACGACUUAGCUAAGAUUUACAAAUCUGACAGAAACUGGUUCUAUCGUGAAAACUUACCGAUUUCAAUGACACCGAAUGAACAAAUAAAGGAAAUUGUCCAAAAUACUCUUCCUCAAACACACUAUGACAUCAAAGGUUGCACAAUACUUACAUUCAAAGAAGACUUAACAUUACUGAAGGAAAAAAUAACAGAAUAUUUCGAUAACUUCAAAGAGGAAGAAUAA